AUGGACACAUGCUGGGCUACCGGGCCCCAUGGGAGCUCGCUGCACCCAUCCAAGACCCCGCAACAUCUGGAGCUCCAACAUCUGCAGGCCCAGAACCACAGUCCACUUGUGGGACACCUCGGUCCGGCCGGGUCUGCCGGGCAGGGCCGAGCGCUGGUGAAAAAUCGAAAAUCAGAAAGCAAAGCGAGCUCACUCCACAGUGACUCUGCAGAAGGCAGAAACCCUGAUCUCAGAAAUGAAACAUCGUCGUGUAAGAUGGCUGGACUCCUGCUGUGGACGGCCCGGAGCGGACCCCUGCAGUCGAACCCCUGCAGUGGCCCUCAGAUGGACACCGAGAAGGAAACAAGGCCGAGCAAAGCUGACAUGGUGGAGGCUGGGCAGCUGGGCGGGGCUCUGUCUCAGGACGGGACGCCCCGGUCACCACGGACUCGUGGCGGCGUGGAAGUGGCGGAGGGCAGACAGACGCCGCUCGCGGCCGCCGCGCACGGAGAGGAGCAGGAGCCGUGCACGCGCAGCGCCUUGCUGGACCACAGCCGGCGGCACCGGACGGCGUUCACGCGCGAGCAGCUGUCCCGGCUGGAGCAGGAGUACGGCAAGGAGAGCUACGUGUCCCGGCCGCGGCGCUGCGAGCUGGCCACGGCGCUCAACCUGCCGGAAACUACCAUAAAGGUCUGGUUCCAGAACAGGAGGAUGAAGGACAAACGGCAGAGACACUCCCUGCCUUGGCCCCACCCUCUGGUCGACCCGCUGGGAGCGCUCCUGAUGGGCCGCGCCUCCCCCUCCUCCGCCCUGCCUUACCCCUUCAUCCCACCCCACCUGCCCCACCUCCCCCUCCAUCUCUACUCCCCGCUGGCUCUCUCCGCCCCGGCCUCAUCUUCGCCUCACGGAGCCUUCGGCGUUCCCAUGAGGCCCCUGGACGCGCUGCGGCUCUCCCAGUUCCACAGCAGGCCCGGGUUGCCGCCACAGCCGACCACGGGGGCCCUCUACCCGCCUGCCGGCAUCAUGCACCACCCCGCCUCGUGCCCCUGCCCUGUCUGCCUGCACUGGGGAUCGGACCAGCUGUUGAAGGCCGGCGGGGAGGCCGCCGCCCUCGGGCUGAGCCGGCCUCGCAGCCCCAAGGCCAACAUCCAGGCAGCCGGUCUGGACAGGAUAGAGGAGGUGGUGUAA
Molecule: messenger RNA, 1167 nt
Organism: Myripristis murdjan (pinecone soldierfish)
Lineage: Eukaryota; Metazoa; Chordata; Actinopteri; Holocentriformes; Holocentridae
Gene: eve1
Product: even-skipped-like1
Exons: 4
Coding region: 1-1167 (388 amino acids)
Biological process (GO): regulation of transcription by RNA polymerase II
Cellular component (GO): nucleus
Molecular function (GO): RNA polymerase II cis-regulatory region sequence-specific DNA binding; DNA-binding transcription factor activity, RNA polymerase II-specific
Source: RefSeq, a predicted model, not a curated record